ACACUUCAGAAGGUGCCAAUAGUUAGCGGGGUGCACCGUUAUGGGACGAUCGGGAUAAGUCCCGUGGUUGACCUCUAUCAGGAGAAUCAUCUUCUGCGCCGGUGGUCUACUGCGGUACAGCUGUAUCGAGUGUCAUCGGGAUGCACCCAAGCUCGUUUCCCCGGCUGUGCGUUCCCGUUCCGUGGCCUCUGCGCCCUGAGCUGACUCUGACAGACCACCGCCUGUCACUGGUCAACCAUCCACUGUUGUGGCCUCGGGGUACUGCAGUGACCUGUGUCACCCCGCCGCACACUCUGCUGACCUCGCCGCUGACCCCAGUGACCCCUCUGCUACCGAUGGCAGUGACCUCCGGGGUGUCUGUGCUGACCCCGUCGAGGGCGGCGCCAGGGAGGUCAGAGAGGGACAUGGGCAUUCCCCUGUGUGUGCCGGCUGCGGUCAGCGGGGGUGACCUGAGACCUGAGGUCACCUCGCCAAGUGAGCUGCCCAGAAGAUUGGCAGAUGGUGGUGAAACGACUCUAAAAAUACCGAGUGCUAAACGCAGAGUGACUCUGAAAUUUGGUGUCAGUGCGAUUCUAGGUACCGAUCGCGAAAACCCAGUCCGGGGGAAUGGAACCUUCCAAGCGAGGUCCAGUCGAUGUAGCAGCUACACAGAAUCAGAAUCGCCUGGCCUUCCCACCGGGCUAGCCACUGCGUCCCCUCGCCCCGGACAAUGUUGUAAAGCGACAUCUACCGUUGGGACCCUCCCUCGUGGGAGUUGGACUGAUGACGUCAUCGGUCACGACGCGUCAUCUGUUUACGUCACCAGCCCAUUGUCGGUGCAUUCAGUGGCUAGCCGGUUACCGCUUCUUUUCGCAGUGCGGCGGCGUCGCAGCCUCCUCCGCCGCCCGGUGUUCUCAGAGGCUCAGAGACGGGGCCUGGAGGCCAGGUUCCAGACCCAGAAAUACAUCAGCAGGCCGGACAGGGCGCGACUGGCCGACACUCUGGGACUGCAGGAUGCACAGGUGAAGAUCUGGUUCCAGAAUCGGCGUAUGAAGUGGAGAAACUCCAAAGAACGAGAGCUGCUGGCGAGCGGUGGCAGUCGCCAGCAGACGCUGCCGACCCGGAACAACCCUUAUCCGGACCUCUCUGACGUCUCCGGGCCGGGAGCUGACGCCCGGAGCAGCCUGGAGGAUGGUUAUAGGCCCGGAGACGAGACGAGGGGCCGCUCACGCCCCGAUCGAACCGCGGAGGUUCCGUCACCGUCUCGCCCCGGCCUGUCGCCGCGAGACGCAAGUAAAGGAGAGUGUGAGCGAAUGAUGAGUGCGUCCAAGAGCGUUCAGGUUCGUCUGAGUGGUGAGUUGUUUGAAGUUGAUAACUGUAGAAAGAAUCCAUCGUGAAUAGAUUUAUAAGUUACUUUUCAUUUUUGUGCUUUAAGCUCUGGCCACUCGCCACCUAAUGUGCUACUGCUAAUCCAUGGAAUGGCAUAGCGGUCUGCUAUUAUUGCAAAUAAGACGUUUACUACAUAUAGCAGAAGUUGCGUUUUAACCCUUUCAUCGUCUUGAAAAAUAGACACUCAAAAGUUUGGAUCAUUUUGACGAUACUAUAGCAUCUUCCUAAGGAUCGGGGGAGGGAGGUCUGCCUGGGCCUGUGUUAGGUGUCGCUGUUGCGUCGCAGUCACCGCAUAUGAAGAUGUCGCUAGUGUAGCAAAACUGCCUCCGCGACAGCCGACAGGUUCCAUGGUGUUUGCCUAUUGCCUACAUACGACUGGUCGACGACGACGUGCAAAGUGUUGCAAAGUGUUGCUGUUUUAUUAUAGGACUCUGCCUUUGAUUGGGGUGUCCCCGUCGACGAUGACUUUAAUGAACUAAGCUAAACUAACGCGUAGACCGUUUUUAGCGUUCUACACUUUGGCACCUGAAUGUCGCCUCCUUGACGAAUACGUAAGUCUUCUGUAAUUGACCUAGCCAAAACUCUUACCCUAUUAUAAUUCUCUUGGGCACGAUAUGAUGCAUAGCCAUUAGCAAUAAGUAUUCAGCAUAACGUUGAAGGCGAAAUGUAGGUUUGUCGUAGUUUUCUUGAUUUUUAAGAAAGGCCAAUUUUCAUACCACCUUGAUAAUGUGGUGUUCACCGUUUACCUACAGCUAACAACUAUGGGACACCUUUAGUUUUCAUUAGGCAUUCUCCGAAACAGUUUUUAAGGGGUUAGAUGCAAUGCAAACACAUCUCUUACCAAAGAGCCCUGACAAUAAACGAUUUUCCCAGCA
Molecule: messenger RNA, 2243 nt
Organism: Amphibalanus amphitrite
Lineage: Eukaryota; Metazoa; Arthropoda; Thecostraca; Balanomorpha; Balanidae
Product: homeobox protein DBX1-like
Exons: 4
Coding region: 141-1376 (411 amino acids)
Biological process (GO): regulation of transcription by RNA polymerase II
Molecular function (GO): DNA binding; DNA-binding transcription factor activity, RNA polymerase II-specific
Source: RefSeq, a predicted model, not a curated record